AUGGAUUGCACUCCAGACCAGAAGGUUUGGUAUGGGACUCAUAUGCUAGCAGUCGAGGCGGAAGACUGGUGGCUAGAGACUCGUCAGAGGUUGGAGGCUGACGGUGAGGAAGUUACUUGGGUUGUAUUCCGUAGGGAGUUCUUAAGGAAGUACUUUCCAGAGGAUGUUCGUGGCAAGAAGGAAAUCGAGUUCCUUGAUUUGAGACAAGGGAAUAAGUCGGUUGUUGAGUAUGCUUCUAAAUUUGGAGAGUUGGCUAAAUUCUACCAACAUUAUGAUGGACCAACUGGUGAAUUUUUGAAGUGCGUCAAGUUUGAGAACGGGUUGCGCCCAGAAAUCAAGAAGUCGAUUAUUUACCAAAAGAUUUGUGUCUUUGCCGAUUUGGUUGAUAGUUGUCGAAUCUAUGAGGAAGAUAACAAUGCUCAUUAUCGGGUUAUUAGUGAGAAGCGGGGUGGCAAGAGUCAACAAGGCCGUGUCAAGCCUUAUGAUGCUCCUGCUGGAAAGGGUAAGCAGAAAGCUAUUGAGGACAAGAGAACUAGUGGGGGAGAUGCUCCUACUGGUAUUGUGUGCUUCAAAUGCAGCAAAGCUGGUCAUAAGAGCACGGUGUGUACUGUUGAAGCGAAGAGGUUUUUCCGUUGUGGAAAGUUUGGACAUGAGUCGUUUGAGUGCACGCAUAAGGAGAUGGUUUGUUUCAACUGUGAUGAAGAGGGCCACAUUGGAAGUAAGUGUUAG
This is a messenger RNA of Vicia villosa (hairy vetch), 729 nucleotides long. RefSeq lists its product as uncharacterized. Gene Ontology annotation, molecular function: nucleic acid binding; zinc ion binding. The record is from RefSeq and is a predicted model, not a curated record. NCBI's taxonomy places the organism in Eukaryota, Viridiplantae, Streptophyta, Magnoliopsida, Fabales, Fabaceae. The transcript has a single exon. Bases 1 to 729 code for a protein of 242 amino acids.